Molecule: messenger RNA, 2074 nt
Organism: Trichoplusia ni (cabbage looper)
Lineage: Eukaryota; Metazoa; Arthropoda; Insecta; Lepidoptera; Noctuidae
Gene: Mnr
Product: keratin, type I cytoskeletal 9
Exons: 5
Coding region: 249-1328 (359 amino acids)
Source: RefSeq, a predicted model, not a curated record
AGUCUUCACGUGGCUGUAACAACUUAUUCACGUGUGAAAACAUAAUCCUCUCGGCUUUGCGCCGUAGUAAGUAAAAAUAGACGGUCUCCUCUUCAUAACUGAACAACCAUAUUCACAAUAACAGUCCAAUCGAUAAGUCUACACGGUUUCUCCGAUAAAAUAUUUGUUAGGCAACAUAAUGGCCUAAGUUUUGACAGUAAUUGCCAUUAAACCAAGAAUUAUCAAUACCUACACAAAACAAAUCAAACAUGGAUUGGAGGACUGUAUUGUGUGCUUUCGCCCUAGUCUACUACGCUGACGGAUUUUCAAAAUACGGACGCACCUGUAAGGACAUAGGAUGCCUGAACAGCGAAGUGUGUGUCCUCGCCGAAGAUCCGUGCACGUAUCACGGCAAUUCCAACUGCGGAACAUAUCCGACCUGCAAGAAGAAGUCUCAAGUAGAAGGUUCGCAUUCGGAGCCUGCGAAGCCAGCACCAGCUCCAACGCCUAAACCUCCCCAAACGCCGACAAGAGACUUCGAAUCGCCACCUAACUACAACCCGCCGGCCCCGCCGGCAGGAGGAAACUCACCUUACGGUGGUUCACCCUACGGUGUUGGCUCGCCUUAUGGCAGCAACACGCACACUGGUGGCAGUUCACCCUAUGGCGGUGCAAGCAACCCUGGAUCACCAUACGGUGGAAACUCUCCUUAUGCCGGAGGAUCAGCCACUGGCGGAAACUCACCUUAUGGUGGUGGCUCGCCUUAUGGCAGCAACACGCACACUGGGGGCAGUUCUCCGUAUGGAGGUGCAAGCAACCCUGGAUCACCGUACGGUGGAGGCUCACCCUAUGGUGGAAACGCACCUUACGGUGGCUCUUCGCAUGGUGGUAGCAGCUCUUACGGCGGCUCGCACUCCAACACUGGCGGCAGCGGCAGCCCUAUCGACAGUAUUCUAAACACUCUGAACAAAUACGCCAACGGCGGCGGCGGUGGCGCGACUGGGGGUGCUGGUGGCACUGGAGGCCUAUCCAACGUUUUCGGAUCUCUCUUGAACGAUUUCACUAAGAAUGGAGGUCUGAGCAACAUUUUUAACACUAGGCCUAUAAUGGAAAAUCCGAACUAUUCCUCGCACAGUUCCAAUUCGAGGAGUUCUAACCCCCAAUCUUACCCAUCAGGAAUCCAACAAACGUAUAGUCAACCAAAUCAGAACAAGAAUUACGGACAAAGUUAUGCGCCCCAUAGUGGAGCGGCCACGCGCAAGCCCGUCCAUUACGGGUGGAACGUUAGUGUGACAGUGGUCUUGACGUACCUGAUACAUCAAUAUAUCCAGAAUAUUAUUCGUAACUAACUCUAAUAUUAUAUUUAAGUAUAAGUAUACAGUGCUGUUUUUAAUUCUGUGUUAUUGUGAUAAGCGAAGUGAACAUUAAAUGUUGACAUUUUAAUUUUUUUUUUCUUUAUAUCCGAGCUUUUGCCGGUAGCUCUGUCGAAAUUGUUUAAGGGCUUCUAUAGAUGAAUCUCAAAAAAAAAUAAGAAUAAAAUAUCAUAAUUUAUUCAGACAGUUGUAAGACUCAAAACAUAGUUUGUCUAAUUUUGGAAUGAAGUAAAAAUGCUUUCCAUAAGUAAUAUUUUGAACUCAUUCUUUAGCAUGUAUAAAUUUUAUUUUUAAUAUCAUAAUCACUUAAAAUUUAAAUAAAAACAUUUACACCACUAUAAUUCCAACCCAUUUUUAUACCCAAGGAAUGUCAUGUAAUUAAAAAAAACUUAAAAUUACACCAACCCCUAUUUACUACUUAUAAAAUUUAUAAUCCUUUUACAUCCAUCUAUAAUUUUACUCAAACAUAAUAAUUGUUCAUUCCAAUUGACAUGAUUUUAUAUAAAUAUAAAUAUAUUGUUACCAUAAAAUAAAUAAGUAGAUGAAAGCUAUUCUCUCAAGUGGGAAUUAUAUCUAGCAUGUAUUUUAUAUCCACAUAUAAUGUAAUAUUUAUUAUAAUCCACAUGGAUUUGUAUAAUGAUUUCUAAAACCAUAACAUCUCAAAUAGAACCUCAUGUCAUACUUAGUUUUCAUAAUAAAGCCCCAGGGGUCCUAUUCUAUCA